GCCAAACUGAAUGUUUUUUUUUAUUAAAAAAGCUGCUUAGGGCUUGAUAAAUUCACAACCCAUAGACUAUAUGGCAGCAGGAAAAUCAACCUCACACGACUUGACCUUGUCUUGGUAAACAAAGAAAGAAAAGUGCAUAGUACAUUAGUUACUAAUAGUUUCUGAUCAUGUACACGCUUGAUCUGUAUGACAAAUCCUCCAUCCACGUCCAUCCACGUCAGGCGAAAGCUUUGAUUAAACACGUUUUUACUUUAUAAAGUGUGUUGCCCACGCGUGCACGCGCUUGCGUCGUCACGUCACCACUCCUCCCCCUCCGUUGCCAUUGGAUGCCUGUUCGACACCCGCAGUGACGUUAACCAAUCAGGUCCCCUCGAGCAGCCAAAACCACGCCUGCGCGGCAACUAGUGUCGCGCGCCUCAUCAGCAUUAUAUUGGCGGUGGACCAGACAAAAGUUUCAGUAUCAUUUCGCCUCUGCUACCUUUUUUGUUGUUGCUGUGGUUAUUUAAUUAAGUUAGCAAUUUGGUCUUUUUUAGUGUGGCGUCUAAGUGAGGUCAAAGGAGGCACUGGAGCUGCAGGAGUCCGCCAGCGGAAGCCAGGUUUCGUUAGUCGACGUUACUCUCGGGGCACCCCGUGGGGUUUAAAGUUCAGCUAACAGUAGCGUCUGUGGCUACUAGCGGGCAGUUAGCACCGCGUCUCGAGACAUUCGCUCACAAUGGCAGCUGUGUGUCCGCCACGACGUGCCUUGAUGGAGAUACCUGCUCCUCAGCCCAAGAUUGCAGCUCGAAUGAGGAGGUCCUAUCUAGAAAUCCUGAGUGCUCGUUUGGCUCCAUCGCCGCUUCCAAGCGGGAGAAACGCGGUUACCAACACAAAGCGUGGGCCCUCACUGGACUUGUCUAUUGGUGGGGUGUGGAGUGGGAGGAUGGAGCAGCAAUGCGAGAAGAUGGACGAGCACCAGGCUCCUCUCUACAAACAGCAGCUCGUGCAGCUCAUCAGAUCCCUCAUCUUAGUUGAGCAGAGCCAGGAGCCCAGGAUCCCGACGUCGGACCUGAAGUAUCUCCAGGAAGAUCUGCAACUAAAGAAAGCCAACGUUUUCCGGUCCAUACCGUACUCGCGCCUCGGCUCCAACAGAGACGCUCACUGCUACAGAAAAGCAUAUCCUCACCUGGUGGCGUUCAAAGUUUCCUGUCAGGAGUGGGGACAGGUUCUCCUGAGGAACAAAGAGUGGGAAUCAGUGUUGGAGCACACGUUGAUGGCGUGGCGCUACACCAGCGAGCUGCCGCAGUGGGAUACGGCGAACCACAACGCUCUCCGACAACAGUGUUACGACAUUUUGGCAGCCAACGGCCUCGCUGCUCUCCAGCACCACCAGCCGGGACCCGACAGAGGACGCGAGCUGCUCAGAAGGUUGAAGAUGGCUCAGUCGCACAGCCAGUCAAUCGUGCCCUGUAUUGAGGCGCUGCAGAGGAUUAUGGGAUGUGACGCCCUCUUCUCUAUGGACACCAAAUAAGACGAGACACUGUCCAACCCACUGGCUACACCCCAGUGAAAAGUGCUUUGUAGCUGCCCUAAAUUAUUUUUCUAUGUGGUACAGGGCUCAAAAUCAUUCCUGCAGUAUUUGUAGUGUUUGUUUGGGGGAGAACCACUACAAUAUUUGUCAAAAGGGCAGAAGCUGACAAUGUGAAGGUUUUUAAAUGGUGGACAAUGCAACCCCAUAACUUAAUGCUUUUUCUGUCAUCUAGAAACUAUUUGUGACAUGGCACACCGCAAAAUGUAUUUAUUGUUGGUUAAUGUUGUGUUGUUGCCUCGCAAAAGGAAUCAGUUGGUGCUGCCAACAAUGUAUUUAAAAUGUUUGUAUAUUUUUAAAACCUUUUGUAAAAAAUAACUUUUGCAUUGACAAACAAAAUGUUGAAAGUAAGAAAUGGCCUUGUGGUUUGUGUGUGUGUGUGUGUGUGUGUGUGUGUAUAUUACCGUGGAGACAAUACUUGAAACUGGCUUCUGCAACUACAGUGAUUUUAUGUUUCUUUCUAGAAAACAGUCUGCAUCUGAUUGCACUCUUGCCAUUUGUCCUGAAAACUUGAACAUUUUUGAUAAAAGAUCUUAAUUCCAAUAAAGUGAUUACUUUAAUA
Molecule: messenger RNA, 2126 nt
Organism: Pungitius pungitius (ninespine stickleback)
Lineage: Eukaryota; Metazoa; Chordata; Actinopteri; Perciformes; Gasterosteidae
Exons: 6
Coding region: 713-1507 (264 amino acids)
Biological process (GO): nuclear protein quality control by the ubiquitin-proteasome system; proteasome localization
Cellular component (GO): nuclear membrane; nucleus
Molecular function (GO): proteasome binding
Source: RefSeq, a predicted model, not a curated record